Messenger RNA from Talaromyces amestolkiae, 1008 nucleotides. RefSeq lists its product as uncharacterized. Lineage: Eukaryota; Fungi; Ascomycota; Eurotiomycetes; Eurotiales; Trichocomaceae. The transcript has a single exon. Gene Ontology annotation, molecular function: 4-hydroxy-tetrahydrodipicolinate synthase activity. The record is from RefSeq and is a predicted model, not a curated record. The coding region runs from base 1 to 1008 and encodes 335 amino acids.
AUGGCAUCAAGAGCACCCCUCCGCCCCGGAGUCUACUGUCCCACAGUCACCUUCUUCCACCCCGACACUGAAGAACUCGAUGUCUCUGCCAUUCGCAAACAUGCCGUCCGUCUCGCCAAAGCCGGUCUCGUGGGUUUGGUCACCAUGGGUUCCAACGGUGAGGCCGUGCAUUUGACCCGCGAAGAACGCAAGACUGUUACCCGCGAGACCCGCUCUGCUCUUGACGAAGCUGGAUAUAAAAAUGUUACUAUCAUUGCCGGCGCAAGUGAGCAGAGCGUUCGUGGCACAGUCGAAUUGGCCAAAGAAAGCGCUGAGGCUGGUGCUGAAUAUGUGCUCAUUGUGCCACCCAGCUAUUACCGCUAUGCUGUCGGUAACGAUGAGUCGAUAUAUGAAUUCUUCACUGCUGUAGCAGAUCAGUCGCCCUUGCCGGUGAUUCUGUAUAACUACCCCGGCGCCGUGGCCGGUAUUGAUAUGGACUCCGAUCUCAUUAUCCGCAUAUCUCAACACCCCAACAUCGUCGGAACCAAGUUCACCUGCGCAAAUACCGGAAAAUUGACUCGAGUUGCUCGCGCCCUCGAUGCCAUCACUCCCAAGUCUCCCUUCCCUACCAAACCCGUAGGACCCAUCACAAAGACCGCCGCCAAUCAUCCAUACGUCGCAUUCGGUGGUAUCGCUGAUUUCACACUGCAAACACUUAUCUCUGGCGGAUCGGCCAUUAUCGUCGGUGGCGCAAAUGUGAUUCCUCGUACCUGUGUCCAGGUCUUUAAUCUCUGGAGCGAGGGAAAGAUUGCGGAAGCAUAUGAGCUUCAGAAGAUCCUUAGUGCUGGCGACUGGGUCCUGACCAAGGCCGCGAUUCCGGGCACAAAGCAGGCCAUCCAGCAGUUCUAUGGAUAUGGCGGCUAUCCUCGCCGUCCGUUGGGUAGAUUGAACGAGACCAGUAUUAAAAGUCUCGAGAGUAACUUGCGGGAGGUUAUGGAGGUGGAGAAUGGGCUCCCGGACUUCGCAUGA